GAUUACUUCCACCUUGGCUUGGGGAGUCUAGUCCGCGGCGAUGCCUUGGGUCUUCCUGACGGGUCUUUACUCCCGUGGGUCGACGUUAUAGCCGUCGCUAGCCAGGUUCCGAAGUGGGCCCCAGGAUCCUGGAGUCAGGUGCUGUUCUUCAGCCUCCUGUCUCCGUUCCCGAGGUGCCACCCAUUCUCCGGCCUUCCCCCUAUCCGCCACCUGGGGACGCGCUCAGUCGGUGACUCAAACCGUCCCCUUCGUCUCGUUUAUAGAGUACGUCAGGGGUGAGAAUCAAUUGUUAAUUGAUUAUUAAUCAUUAAUGUUUUAAUUAUUAAUUAAUGGGGAAUAAUUUUGACUGCAGGAAACAGUAAAACGAAAAUCAGGACGAGGAGUGAGCGGGCUCGGCUGUACUUCCCAGUGGGACGGAUCCACCGUCAUCUACGGGAUGGAAAUUAUGCUCAGCGGAUUAGCUCUGAGGCACCAGUUUACAUGGCAGCGGUGUUGGAGUACCUAGUUACCGAAGUCCUGGAGUUGGCCGGAUUCGCUGCCAAGGACAACAGGAAGAAGAGAAUCAUCCCCCGGCACAUCCAACUGUCGAUCCGAGAGGAUGAAGAGUUGAAUGAACUCUUGCGGGAUCUAAUUAUUCCCCAAGGUGGGGUGGUCCCCACUAUUCCGGCUUCCCUCCCUUCGAAGAAGACUCGGGCUGGUGGCGCGCAAACUAGUAGACGCGAGCCCUCUCAAGAAUUUUAAUAAUACAAUGUUGUAUAGUAAUAACUAUGGUAAAGUAUUUUUUUUAUUGAACUAACGAUUGAUGAAUCUAUGUGACGCAACUUAUAAUUUAUUUUAUUAAUUUUCGAUUUAUUCACAAUUGUAAUUUAACUCUAAUAUUUGAGAUUAUCCGGUUGUCGCACCUCCUUAGUUCUGUUAUUGUAUGAUAUACUUGUUGAUAAAUAUGAUAAAUAAAUAUAUUUUAUGAUAA
Molecule: messenger RNA, 970 nt
Organism: Diachasmimorpha longicaudata
Lineage: Eukaryota; Metazoa; Arthropoda; Insecta; Hymenoptera; Braconidae
Product: histone H2AX-like
Exons: 2
Coding region: 481-741 (86 amino acids)
Biological process (GO): heterochromatin formation
Cellular component (GO): nucleosome; chromatin
Molecular function (GO): structural constituent of chromatin; protein heterodimerization activity; DNA binding
Source: RefSeq, a predicted model, not a curated record